AUGCCAUCGGCUGAGACCGGCACAGAGUGCCCAGUGCCCAGUCGAACGGUGAGGAAAAGGGCCGGAAAACCGGCGGUCUUUACCAGCCGGCUGGCUCUGCGAAUCCGCCCCGAGAAGGAGGCGUUCGACUCUCUGCUGGUCUCCGCUGAAAGUCGUUGUGUUCCAGCCCGCCCUCUUCAUCUCUGGGCACAGCUGGCUCGAAAAAAGGAACGCCGCGCGCAAAUGUUCCAGGCCGUUUUUGGGGACGAAAUGGCCGGGUGA
Molecule: messenger RNA, 261 nt
Organism: Bursaphelenchus okinawaensis
Lineage: Eukaryota; Metazoa; Nematoda; Chromadorea; Rhabditida; Aphelenchoididae
Source: the annotation of a GenBank genome assembly